Messenger RNA from Arabidopsis arenosa, 1320 nucleotides. The record is from the annotation of a GenBank genome assembly. Lineage: Eukaryota; Viridiplantae; Streptophyta; Magnoliopsida; Brassicales; Brassicaceae.
CUAUUAAUCUUCUCUUUCAUCAAUACAUUACCAAAAACCCAGAGUUUUUCUUCAUUGUUUCUUUCCACAGCAUUUCAACAUGAAGAGACAUUCUUGUUGUUACAAACAAAAGCUGAGAAAAGGUCUUUGGUCUCCUGAAGAAGACGAGAAGCUUCUCAAUUACAUCACUAAAAAUGGCCAUGGUUGCUGGAGUUCUGUCCCAAAACUCGCCGGUAAAACUCUUUCUUCUCCCAAAAAGGCAUGGUCACAAAUUGCAGCGAGACUUCCCGGGAGAACCGAUAACGAGAUCAAGAACCUUUGGAAUUCUUGCAUUAAGAAGAAGCUGAUGAAGAAAGGAAUUGACCCUAUUACACAUAGACCUCUCUCCGAGGUUAAUAAAGAGACAAACAAAAGCAACAACCACAAUUCCACAAGUUUCUCCUCAGAAACUAAUCAAGACUUCUUUGUCAAGCAAACGUCUGAUUUUUCCAAGUAUUCUGCGUUUCAGAAGCAAGAACCCAACUCUGUUUCCCUCGACAAUUCGCUCUCUUCCACGAUCCCUACGCAAUUCAACAUCAACAUCGAUGGUUCUGUCUCAAAUCCGGGUUUUGAGACACAGGUAUGCGUGAAACCCUCGAUAACUCUUCUUCCUCCUCCAGACAACACUUCAAGCAAUGUAGAUCAUGUAAAAGUGACAGAGCCUAAUUGGGAAACAAACUGUGGAACCACAAGCCACCUCAACAAUCCUUGUAUGGAAGAAAUUAAAUGGUCCGACGAGUGCCUAAACGAUUCGUUAUUCUCUAGCUCAGUUUAUGUUAAAUCAGAGACGGAUUUCAACUCCAACAUUGUCUUUCCUUGGAGCCAAAGCCAAGCUUGUGACGUGUUCCCCAAGGAUCUUCAGAGAAUGGCAUUUUCUUUUGCCGCAGAUAAUAAUUUAACCUUGAUAUCGGCCACGAAAGAAGUUGUUUACGUUUAUGCACUCGAGAACAUUCUUAGUGAUCCCAAAUGGGUCCUCUUGAAGCAAAUCCGGAACGGAAUACUGAACGAGAAGAGGUUAUAUAGUUGGGGCCUAGAGGCUUACGAUGGAAAGUGUUUAGUGUUGAAGGAGACAAUUUUGAAGAAGGACGAUUACAAGCAAGUGCUUCGUGGGUACGACCUGAGAGCUAAUAAGUGGGAAGUCAUAGGUUCGAUUCCAAGGUGGUGCACUUAUGCUGUAGACUUUUAUCAGUUUAAACCGUCGUCGUGUUCGGUGAUAGGACUUGAUGACAAGGAGGGGGAAUUAAGAGAUAUUGGCUUGUGAUGGUAAACGUAUCUUUUGGUUAAUGAACAUACUGUAUGUGU